This is a messenger RNA of Hibiscus syriacus, 2397 nucleotides long. RefSeq names its product cellulose synthase-like protein G3. The coding region runs from base 73 to 2304 and encodes 743 amino acids. NCBI's taxonomy places the organism in Eukaryota, Viridiplantae, Streptophyta, Magnoliopsida, Malvales, Malvaceae. Gene Ontology annotation, biological process: cellulose biosynthetic process; plant-type primary cell wall biogenesis. The transcript is spliced from 5 exons. The record is from RefSeq and is a predicted model, not a curated record. Gene Ontology annotation, molecular function: cellulose synthase (UDP-forming) activity; mannan synthase activity. Gene Ontology annotation, cellular component: plasma membrane; trans-Golgi network.
UCCCACGUAUCUCCUCUCCUAGUGGCCUGUAUACACUAUAUACCAAAUUCCUUAUUAGUUAACCCAAGAAAUAUGGAAGGCAGAGGUUUAAGAGGAGGCUUCACCGCCGAUGCUUCUCCGCUUCACACGUCUCAACCACUCCGGCGGACGGCAUUCAACCGCCUAUUCGCGGUUGUUUACUUCUCAGCCGUCAUACCUCUACUCUACCGCCAUGUCCAAAACCUAUCUCUCUACCCCACAACAACCAGCUUCCUCUCUUUCUCCAUCACCCUUUCUUUGUUCAUCUCCGACCUUGUUCUCGCCUUCAUGUGGGCCACCGCUCAAGCUUUCCGGAUGUCACCGAUCCGUCGUAGAGAGUUCCCUGAAAACCUGAGAAGAAUAAUCAAAGACGGAGAUCAUGUAGGAUUAGACGUGUUCAUAUGCACGGCGGAUCCGCACAAGGAGCCGCCGAUGAAUGUGGUGAACACGGCGUUGUCGCUGAUGGCUUACGAUUAUCCGGCGGAUAAGAUAUCGGUGUACGUUUCGGACGACGGAGGGUCGGCUUUGACUCUCUUUGCUUUCAUGGAGGCCGCUGAGUUUGCGAGUCAUUGGCUACCAUUUUGCAGGGACAACAAUAUAAUGGAAAGGAGCCCUCAAGCAUAUUUUGAAGCUAAUUAUCAUUCUUCUACCCCUCAGUUGGACAAGAUUAAGAUGAUGUACGAGGACAUGAAAGUGAAGGUGGAACAAGUAGUGGAAAAAGGUGAAAUUAUCGAUGAUUACAUCACUGAUGAUCAACGACGUCGAGCUUUUAAUCAAUGGGCCAAAGGCUUUACUCGAACGGAUCACCCCACCGUCAUUCAGAUCAUCUUAGAUAAGAGCAAAGACAAAGACAUCUCAGGCCAUUCUUUGCCAAAUCUAAUCUACGUUUCCAGGCAGAAGAGCAAGGCUUCACCCCACCACUUCAAAGCCGGAGCUCUUAAUGUUUUGCUGCGUGUGUCGGCUGUUAUGACAAAUUCACCCAUCAUCUUAACACAAGAUUGCGACAUGUACUCCAAUGAUCCUCGAACACCUCUUCGUGUGUUGUGCUAUUUAUCGGACCCUGAGAUGAAAUCGAAUUUGGCAUUCGUUCAGUUUCCCCAACGAUUUCAUGGCCUUAACGAGGAUGAUAUUUAUGCUUCUGAGUAUAAACGCCUCUUCAAGAUCAAUCCCUCGGGUUUUGAUGGGCUGAAAGGUCCCAAUUACGUCGGAUCAGGGUGCUUCUUCGCUCGACGAGCUUUUUUCGGUGGUCCGUCGACUCCGGUAACACCCGAAAUAUCGGAACUCAACCCGGAUCAUGCAGUGAACAAGGCGAUUAGAUCGGAAGAGAUUAUGACAUUGGCACUCCAUGUUGCUGGUUGCAACUAUGAGAACCAAACCAAAUGGGGCUCUAAGAUGGGAUUCAGAUAUGGAUCAUUGGUUGAGGAUUUUUACACAGGCUAUAGGCUUCAAUGUGAAGGAUGGAAGAGCAUAUUUUGCAACCCUGAAAGGUCUGCAUUUCUAGGUGAUGUCCCAAUCACCCUCGUUGAUGUACUUGGCCAAUGCAAGAGAUGGUGCAUUGGAUUAUUUGAAGUAACAUUCUCCAAAUACAACACUCUCAUCUAUGGUUCUCAAUCCAUGGGAGUUCUGAUGAGUCUAGCUUAUUCUCACUACGCAUUUUGGCCCAUCUGGUGCAUUCCGGUCAUCAUCUAUUGUUUCCUCCCUUCGUUAGCACUCGUCAACCGAGUUAGCGUCUUCCCGAAUGCAUUGAACCCGUGGUUUUUCCUCUACGUUUUACUUGUCCUCGGUGCAUACGGGCAGGACUUGUUCGAUUUCGUCUCGGACGGAGGCACGGUCAGACGGUGGUGGAAUGCUCAAAGGUUGUGGAUGAUAAGGGGACUCACAUGCUACUUGUUUGGUUCAAUCGAGUACAUGUUGAAAUCAAUCGGGGUUUCACCACAUGGGUUUAGCCUAACGAGCAAGGUGCUUGAUGAUGCACAAAGCAAGAGAUAUGGGCAAGGGGUUUUCGAGUUUGGGGUCCCAUCACCAUUGUUUGUGCCCUUAACCAUGGCCGCAAUAAUCAACUUCUUUUCAUUCAUAUUGGGAUUGGCUGGUUUUUUGAGAGGCAGCACAAUGAAAGGCCUAGGCUUGCAGGUGAUUUUGAGUGGUUUCAUUGUCUUGAAUUGCCUACCAGUGUAUGGAGCCAUUGCUUUGAGGAAUGACGCAGGAAAAAUGGCAACAAAAAUUAUCGUCACUUCAACAUUUGCGUCACUCGCUCUUUAUUAUAUCUCUUCGCUCUUUAUCAUUUAAAACUUGAUGUACUUGCUUACCUUCGACAAUCAAAGACACCAUCCAUUAUCAGCCAUCUAUUUGUUUUAGAUUCAAUUUAGACUUGUCUUAUAU